This is a messenger RNA of Lentinula edodes (shiitake mushroom), 627 nucleotides long. Its product is annotated as ribosomal protein L16p/L10e-domain-containing protein. Gene Ontology annotation, molecular function: structural constituent of ribosome; rRNA binding. Gene Ontology annotation, cellular component: mitochondrial large ribosomal subunit; ribosome. NCBI's taxonomy places the organism in Eukaryota, Fungi, Basidiomycota, Agaricomycetes, Agaricales, Omphalotaceae. The transcript is spliced from 2 exons. Gene Ontology annotation, biological process: mitochondrial translation. The record is from RefSeq and is a predicted model, not a curated record. The coding region runs from base 1 to 627 and encodes 208 amino acids.
AUGUUUUCUCUUUCCCGCCUUUUCCGACCUUCAUUCACCCAAACCCGACUUCGCUCCCAACUUGCCCCUCGCCAAGUUAAAUACAUUAAGCGUCACAAAGGCGUAAUUCCCAUCCCAAUUGGCGGCUCUAUCUCCGGCACAACCCUCACCUCCUCAGCACAAUGGGGUAUUCGUAUAAAAUCCACUGGUGUCCGUCUCACAGCUAAACAACUAACCACCGCCGAAGACGUUAUUAAACGCAAACUAAAAGAUGUCGUCAAAGGUGGAAAAGUCUGGUUACGCGUAUUUCCUGAUAUACCUGUGUGUAUUAAAGGGAACGAAACUAGGAUGGGGAAGGGGAAAGGAACUUUUGAGUUUUGGGCCACCAGAGUUCCAGUGGGCAGGGUCAUUUUUGAAAUUGGCGGAAAGGAUAUCAGGGAGGAGUUGGCUAGAGAUAUACUCCGUCAAGCUGCUUCUAAACUUCCAACCAAAAUGGAAUUCAUUAGUCGCGAUACUCCACCCAGGCUCGGAAACUUGGUCUUGUACCCUCCAAAACCAGUCAAACGCAUCGCCGAAGAAUCAGUUCCCGGUGUAGACCGUGGUCCAAUAGCCGAAGCUUUAGCUACACACCCUACUACUGCUAGUUAG